AUGAACAUUCUCAAGUCUGUAAUCCUAAGGGGAUGGCCUGAAAAUAAGAAAGAAUUACCUGAAUCACUUGCUCAAUACUGCUCUGCUAGAGAUGAAUUCACUGUGCACGAUGGUCUCGUGUUCAAAGGAGAACGCAUUGUUGUACCUGUAAACAUGAGAACACAAGUCAAAUCUCUCCUCCAUUCAUCUCAUCUCGGGAAAGAAAGUAUGCUAAGAAGAGCUCGAGAGUAUGUGUAUAGGCCUGGCAUGACCGACCAGAUCAAGCAGAUCACAGAAUCUUGUGAAGCCUGUCAGACAUAUAGUAGAGCUCAACAGAAGGAAUCUCUGAUGAGUAUUGAAGCCAACUAUCCGUGGGAGAUAGUAGUGACAGAUCUGUUCACGUUUGAGGAUCAUGAAUACCUUCUUACUAUUGACUACUUCAGUGGAUUCUGGGAAGUUGAUUAUCUUCCAAAAACUACCUCCUUAGCUGUGAUUAAGACACUGAAAAUACACUUCUCAAGAUAUGGCAUUCCAAACCAGCUCAUCUCUGAGAGUGGUCCACAGUUCGUGAGCAAAGAGUUCUCAUCAUUCACAAAAGUAUGGGACAUUGUACAUUGUACCAGUUCUCCUAGACAUCCAAACGCCAACGGCAAAGCAGAAUCUGGUGUGAAAGCAGCCAAAACAAUGAUGAGCAAGUGCAAGAGUUCGAAGAUGGAUCCCUAUCUCUGUUUGCUCGAACUUUAG
Molecule: messenger RNA, 723 nt
Organism: Haliotis rufescens (red abalone)
Lineage: Eukaryota; Metazoa; Mollusca; Gastropoda; Lepetellida; Haliotidae
Product: protein NYNRIN-like
Exons: 1
Coding region: 1-723 (240 amino acids)
Biological process (GO): DNA integration
Molecular function (GO): nucleic acid binding
Source: RefSeq, a predicted model, not a curated record